AUGCCGGAAACAAGUAUAACUCUCUACACAUACUUUCGGUCCUCGUGCUCAGCCCGCCUGCGCAUCGCCCUGAACCUCAAAUCCCUCCCCUACACCUCCAUCCCCAUCAACCUCCUCGCCAACGAGCAACACACGCCCGCCAACCUCGCGCGCAACCCGUCCGGCACCGUGCCCACCCUCGUCCUCACCUCAUCAAAUGGGGCUUCAUCCAUAAAAAUCACGCAAUCCCUCGCCGCCCUCGAAUACCUCGACGAGGCCUUCCCAGACACCCCCCCGCUCCUACCGCGAGACCCGGCGACGAGGGCCAUCGUCCGCACCCUUGCGGCCAUCAUCGCGUGCGAUGUGCAGCCUGUGACUAAUUUGAAGAUUCUGAAGAGGGUUGCUGAGCUUGGGGCUCAGCGGGAGGAGUGGGCGCGGGGGUUGAUUGAGCAGGGGUUACGGGCUUAUGAGGGUGUUAUUUCUGGUUCUGCGGGGGUGUAUAGUGUUGGUGAUGCCGUGACUAUGGCCGAUGUGUGUCUUGUGCCUGCUGUUUGGGGGGCUGAGAGAUUCGGGGUCGAUGUGCAUCGGGAGUUUCCGGUGAUUGCGGGGGUGGUUGCGCGGUUGGAGGGGUUGGAAGCAUUUACGAGGGCGCAUUGGGCUAGGCAAUUGGAUACUCCUGCCGAGUUGAGGAUUGAUUGA
Molecule: messenger RNA, 678 nt
Organism: Aspergillus homomorphus CBS 101889
Lineage: Eukaryota; Fungi; Ascomycota; Eurotiomycetes; Eurotiales; Aspergillaceae
Gene: maiA
Product: maleylacetoacetate isomerase MaiA
Exons: 1
Coding region: 1-678 (225 amino acids)
Biological process (GO): L-phenylalanine catabolic process; glutathione metabolic process
Cellular component (GO): mitochondrion; cytoplasm
Molecular function (GO): glutathione transferase activity; maleylacetoacetate isomerase activity
Source: RefSeq, a predicted model, not a curated record